AUGUCUUCUCUACCGCGCCCUGUGACGACACUGUUCGUGUCUGAGAAGCUUGUUUACCGCAGCGUGCAAAUUGAAGACAAGGACACCUUCUAUGCAAUCAUUAGCGAGCCUGGGUGCAUGGAGCUUGAAGAAUACCGCGGCAAGGGCUACGGUGCUGAAGCUACAAAGUGGGCUGUCGACUGGGCUUUCAAUUAUACGGGAGUGCAUCGCAUUGAGCUAUGGUCGUUCAGCUACAAUGAGACAGCAAUAAGGCUUUGGGAAAAGAUUGGGUUCAAGUUGGAAGGCCGGAAGCGUGAAAGUGUGUGGUUUCAGCGCAAGUGGUUUGAUACUGUCCUUUACUCUAUCCUUGAGCACGAAUGGGAGGGGAAAUGA
Trichoderma breve is the source of this 372-nucleotide messenger RNA. RefSeq names its product acetyltransferase (GNAT) family domain-containing protein. NCBI's taxonomy places the organism in Eukaryota, Fungi, Ascomycota, Sordariomycetes, Hypocreales, Hypocreaceae. The record is from RefSeq and is a predicted model, not a curated record. Gene Ontology annotation, molecular function: acyltransferase activity, transferring groups other than amino-acyl groups. The transcript has 2 exons. Bases 1 to 372 code for a protein of 123 amino acids.